AUGAUUUGGUGUCUGUUCGCCUUGCUCUUUUCGCAAUUCGCUUUUGCGCAGCGCCACGAUGAGGAUCUUAUGUCUUUUGUGACACUCCCCGAAGUUCGGGCCCUGAAAUGGGAAAUCACUCACCACGACCGGGACCGCGCAGCACCGGGAUACUGGUUUGUUGCUCCCUACGGCAUGAUCGAUCCCGAAUCCCCGACUCCGGUACACAAUAUCGACGAUAAACCUCACUUGUCCCUGAUUGCGCAACGGUCCUUCGAUGAAACUGUCCCGGGGAGCGGCCUUAUCUUGAGUCAGCAUUAUGAGGUGGAGUCGGAGGUCUUCAAGCUUAACGAUACUUGGGAAUUCAAUGUUCACGAGUUCAAAGUCAUGGAUGGAGGCAAAACAGCCCUGGCCUGUGUCUACCAGUCGAAAAUGCUGGACAUGGCUGAUGUCGGCCGUCCGGGGGAACAGAAGCUUUUCCUGACGGGUGGAUUUGCAGAGUUGGAUUUGGCUACCGGUGCACCGCUGUUCGAAUGGGACUCGUCCGAUCACCUGGGCUUGCAUGAGACCGACCGCUUUCACACCUGGGAGGAGCCUAUGGGCCAAUGGGGAUUCGACUCGGUGCAUAUGAAUGCAGUCGAUAAGAAUGAGGCUGGCGACUACAUCAUCUCGAUGCGCUUCACCGAUACCAUCUAUAUGAUCUCCGGCGUAGACGGCCGCGUGAUGUGGCGACUGGGUGGCCCUGAAACCAACUUCAUCCAGGACUUUGUCUUUUCCAAGCAGCACGAUGUCAAAUUCGUCUCGUCCAACGGGACGCACCAUAUCAUUUCGUUCCUGAAUAACGCCUCCGACGAAAUUACCACCGACGAGACCGUAUCGUCAGGCCUAUUCGUCGAGCUGGACACGACCGCCAACCCGAUGACCGCCCGAUUGAUCGCCCGCUACAACCGUCCCGACGGCCAGCUAUCUCGACUCCGCGGCAACACCCAACUCCUCCCCAACGGCAACGUAUUCGUUGGCUGGAGUCAAUCAGGCUACCAGAGCGAAUUCUCUCCAGAGGGAGACGUCUUGAUGACCGCCCAGUUUGCAUCGGACCGCUUCUCGACCUACCGCGCAUACAAAUACGAGUUCACUGGCCGGCCUCGUGCGCCGCCCGACCUUGUAGCGUCCGUAUACGGCACGACCGAGGACGACCUGACCACGAUCUUCCACGUCAGUUGGAACGGCGCCACUGAUGUAGCCGCCUGGAACUUCUACGCCCAGGCAUAUGACGGCGGAGCCCCCGUGCUUAUCGGCAAUGUCAGCAAGACCGACUUCGAAACCAUGUUCAUUGCCCACGGCUUCCUCGACUGGGUAUCUGCCGCGGCUGUCGACCACCAAGGCAACGUGAUGGGUACCUCCGCCGUACAUCGCACCCAGACGCCCGAUAACUGGAAAACUGCUGGAUUCGUCGGAUCAUCGAAGGCUCCUUCCCCGAUUAACCCGUCGAGCAUCUACAAGGAGGCCCAGGCGGGCGCGGACCACUCCUCUGCCUUGUUGUCGGACGGUGAUACCAAGGACCUCCUUGCGGCGCUUUCCCAAGCGUAUCAGGUCGUGCGUGGUCUUGGGAAUCUGCUUAUUUUCAUUCUGGUUGUCUCGGCCUUCGCGGGAGUGCUUUUGGGCGCGUUUUGGGUCCUUCGGAGGAGGCGGAUUCAGCGCUCGCAGCCGUACCGACAUGUGCCUUCGGAAGAGAGUUUUCCUAUGGAGGAGACGCCGUUGCGGAAUAAUGCUUCGGAUUAG
Molecule: messenger RNA, 1758 nt
Organism: Aspergillus niger
Lineage: Eukaryota; Fungi; Ascomycota; Eurotiomycetes; Eurotiales; Aspergillaceae
Exons: 3
Coding region: 1-1758 (585 amino acids)
Source: RefSeq, a predicted model, not a curated record